Oncorhynchus masou masou (cherry salmon) is the source of this 4819-nucleotide messenger RNA. RefSeq names its product dynamin-3-like. Gene Ontology annotation, molecular function: GTPase activity; microtubule binding; GTP binding. Lineage: Eukaryota; Metazoa; Chordata; Actinopteri; Salmoniformes; Salmonidae. The coding region runs from base 480 to 3005 and encodes 841 amino acids. Gene Ontology annotation, biological process: receptor internalization; synaptic vesicle endocytosis. Gene Ontology annotation, cellular component: microtubule; plasma membrane; cytoplasm. The transcript has 21 exons. The record is from RefSeq and is a predicted model, not a curated record.
CAAACGCAGCGCCUCCUCGCAAUUAUCGCGGUUGCAUAAAAAUACAUGAUUAAUCUGUUAUAGAGGCGAAUUUGGGUUCGUUCGGAAUGAGGCUUUGACUCCAUCCGAGCAAAACUACCCGAAUAAAACAUUAUUAUAGCACAGGACAUCAACAUUUAACAUUUAACCGAUGCUCAUUUACAGCAGGUGGCGUUGCUUGUAUAACCUAUAAUCGCGUUUCGAUCCGGAACUUGGAUUGGAUCUGCCUGUUGUUCAGAUUCAGCACUGGACAGCGACCGAUUUUGUCGCUCGGACAUUCAAAACGACAAGGAAUACUCGAGAAAGGUCGAAUCGACCCUUGCUUGGCUCGGGGCAAUGCGCGGCUAGAUGACUUCACUACAUCAACAAGCACGGUAGCCCUGGACUAAAUAUAUCACCACACCCCCCUGCCUUCUCUCUUCCUUCUCUCUCAUCUUGAGCGCCUCCCGCCCGCUAGCACCAUGGGUAACCGAGGAAUGGAGGAUUUGAUUCCGCUGGUCAAUAAACUCCAGGACGCUUUCAGCGGCAUCGGUCAGAGCUGCAAUCUUGACCUGCCACAAAUCGCGGUAGUCGGCGGACAGAGCGCUGGCAAGAGCUCGGUGUUGGAGAACUUCGUUGGCAGGGACUUCCUGCCCCGAGGCUCUGGGAUCGUCACCCGCAGGCCCCUUGUCCUGCAGCUCAUCAGUGCCAAUGCAGAAUGGGCAGAGUUCUUACACUGCAAAGGGAAGAAAUUCACUGACUUCGAUGAGGUUCGCCAGGAGAUUGAGGCGGAGACUGACCGCAUUACUGGGGCCAAUAAGGGCAUCUCUCCCGUCCCCAUCAACCUGCGCGUCUACUCCCCACAUGUGCUGAACCUGACCCUGAUUGACCUGCCAGGCAUCACCAAGGUGCCCGUGGGGGACCAGCCAGUGGACAUUGAGCAGCAGAUCAGAGACAUGAUCAUGCAAUUCAUCUGCAGGGAGAGCUGUCUCAUCCUGGCUGUCACUCCGGCCAACUCUGACCUGGCCAACUCAGACGCCCUCAAACUGGCCAAAGACGUUGACCCCCAGGGCCAGCGGACCAUAGGAGUGAUCACCAAGCUGGAUCUGAUGGAUGAGGGAACUGACGCCAGGGAAGUCCUGGAGAACAAGCUGCUGCCCCUAAGGAGAGGUUAUAUUGGAGUGGUGAACCGCAGUCAGAAGGACAUUGAUGGAAAGAAGGACAUCAAGAUGGCUAUGGCUGCUGAGAGGAAGUUCUUCCUCACUCACCCGGCCUACAGACACAUGGCCGAAAAGAUGGGCACCCCGUGCCUACAGAAAGUCCUCAACCAGCAAUUGACCAACCACAUCCGCGACACGCUGCCGGCGUUCCGUAGCAAGCUGCAGACUCAGCUUCUGUCUCUGGAUAAGGAGGCCGAGGAGUACCGGGGAUACCGCCCUGAUGACCCGGGACGUAAGACCAAGCAACUGCUGCAGAUGGUGCAGCAGUUCUCCGUGGACUUUGAGAAGCGCAUCGAGGGCUCUGGGGACCAGGUGGAUACUGUAGAGCUCUCUGGUGGAGCCAAGAUCAACCGUAUCUUCCACGAGAGAUUCCCUUUCGAACUGGUCAAGAUGGAAUGUGAUGACAAGGAGAUGCGGCGGGAGAUCAGCUACGCCAUCAAGAACAUUCACGGUAUCAGGACUGGCCUGUUCACUCCAGACAUGGCAUUUGAGGCCAUUGUGAAGAAGCAGAUAGUGAAGAUCAAGGAGCCGUGUAUCAAGUGUGUGGACAUGGUCAUUCAGGAGCUGAUCAACACUGUGCGCCAGUGUACCAACAAGCUGGAUUGCUUCCCCAGACUGCGUGAGGAAACAGAGAGGAUUGUGACCUCACACAUCAGAGACAGAGAGAGUAGGGCCAAGGACCAGGUGUUGCUGCUGAUCGAUGUCCAGCUCUCAUACAUCAACACUAACCAUGAGGACUUCAUAGGCUUUGCUAAUGCACAGCAGAGCAGCAAGCAGAGCAGCAAGCAGAGUAAUGCUGCAAGCCAGGUCAGCCAGGUCAUCCGUAAGGGCUGGCUAACCAUCAACAACAUCAGCAUCAUUAAAGGUGGGGCCAAGGAGUACUGGUUUGUCCUGACCGCUGAGAGCCUGUCCUGGUUUAAGGAUGAUGAGGAGAAGGAGAAGAAAUACAUGCUCCCUCUUGACAACCUGAAGGUGCGAGACGUGGAGAAAGGCUUUAUGUCCAGCAAGCACGCCUUCGCCAUCUUCAACACCGAGCAGAGGAACGUGUACAAGGACAACCGUUUCCUGGAGCUGGCCUGUGACACUCAGGAUGAGGUGGACAGUUGGAGGGCUUCUCUCCUUCGCGCUGGGGUCUACCCCGAAAGAUCUUCCAAUGUGGAGAGUGAGGGCGGCGGCUCCUCGUCCUCGUCCCAGGACAACUUUUCCAUGGACCCUCAGCUGGAGCGAAAAGUGGAAACCAUCCGCAACCUGGUCGACUCCUACAUGGCCAUCGUCAACAAGUGCAUCCGCGACCUCAUGCCCAAGACCAUUAUGCACCUCAUGAUCAGCAACGUGAAGGACUUCAUCAACGCGGAGCUGCUGGCCCAGCUGUACUCAGCCGGGGACCAGGGUGCCCUGAUGGAUGAGUCCCAGGAGCAGGUCCAGAGGAGGGAUGAGGUCCUCAGGACCCACCAGUCCCUGAAGGAGGCCCUGGCCAUCAUAGGAGACAUCUCCACCACCACCAUCUCCACCCCCAUGCCGCCACCCGUGAACGACUGGCGCAGUGGAGGUGGCAACAGGUCUCCUCCAACCAGUCCCACUGGUUCCAGGAGGAUGUCAUCAGGCCAGCGCCCUAGUCCCGGAGGGGGGCGAGGGGCUCCACCCCCUCCAAACCGCCCAGGACCCCUGGGGCCCUUCAACAACAGUGCUGAUAGCCCCCAGGUCCCCAGCCGCCCCAACCGGGCCCCUCCCAGCAUCCCCAGUCGGCGACCUCCUCCUUCUCCAACAAGAAAUGUCCCCCCAUCUUAAGCAGUCAAAGGAGCUUGUGAUCUCUUAAGGGCCUAGCGCUCAUCCCCUAGCGCUCAUCCGUCCCCAUACCAACCCCAUUCCCCCUAUCCUCCACAAGCCCCUCUUCUGUCUAUCCUUUACAUAGUGCAGACAUUGAACCUUUUGCCCUCUGUCCCUGACCCCUGACCUCACGCCAGGUGACGAUCAAUGUCCAUGUAUCUAUGUACAGUAUGGUGCUUGUCUUGUGGUGUAUCUUUCUGUAUGUGUGCUUGUGCUCACCUGUGGUCCAGGUCUGUUUAGCAGAUCCAGUUCCGACUGAGUUUCAGCCCCUAGAAAACCCCCAUCUCCCUUACCUAGAACCCAACUUGCUGUCCCUAGAACCCCAUCCUCACCCUCCACCCACCUCCACCUAGACCCCACUUGCUGCUUCUCUACAUAUCUAUGCUCAGCAGUGGCACUGCCCUACCCAUUCCAAAAUGCAGCAUGGCACAUAGGUCUGCUUUUAUUGCAUGUGUGUGUGUGUGUGUGUGUGUGUGUGUGUGUGUGUGUGUGUGUGUGUGUGUGUGUGUGUGUGUGUGUGUGUGUGUGUGUGUGUGUGUGUGUGUGUGUGUGUGUGUGUGUGUGGGAGGGGGACUAAUUGGCCUAUCUAGGCCAAGUUAGUUUUAGUAUCAUAUAUUACAUAUUGUACAACACCUUCUUUCUGUGGGUUAUUGGCUAGGUGUUCAUUCUUCUCUUAGAGAGGAAAGAAUAUGUCUUAGUGGAGUGUGUGUGUGUGUGAAUGUUAGUGUGUGCGUAUAUUUGUGCAUAUAUAUGUGUGUGAGAGUGUGCCAACACGUGUGCAUGUAUUGUCUGUCUGCACGUUGGUUUGAUGUUUGAGUUGUAAGCUGUUAAUAAAUCAAGACCCUUGGGACUAAUUUGAUGUUGGAUUACUGUGUGAUUUGUUCCUGUGUUGUAGUAGCAGUCAAUACACAUAGAACAAGGCUGAGGAUAUUGUUCAAAGCAAAACAGCCUCAAUAAAUGGUAUGCCUGUAUCUACUGUAUCACUGGUCAAGUGGAGAUCUUCCUCACACCUUUAAGCUCAAACUCACAGAGGCUGGCUGGCGAGAUGGCAGGAAGUAUUCCCAAUGCACAGAGAGACAGAGAAACACACUGAUAUUACCAGCCACAGUUAUGGGAAGAUACAUAUCUCUGUGUGACUGAGAACAGUGACAUUCUCCAUUUAGACUUUGCCUCAGGUUGGAUUCAAACCUCCCCUGUGUUCAUGACUGAUCACAUGCCACUUCAGAACUGUGUAAAACAUAUCCUCCUCUCACUGUCCUCCUCCUCUCCCUGUCCUCUCCUUUUCUCCUCUCCCUCUUCCUCCCCAGUCCCGAGUCCAGGCAGCCACUGUGCCCAGAGCUUAAGGUGGAUUUGUGUAAAGUGCUCUCUGUCAGUUUGUUAUUGUGUAUGUAUGUGGUCCUCUUUUGAGACUGUGUUCUGCAGUACAUACAUACAAACCAAGGUAUUAAUAAUACAGAGGUGACUGUUGACUAUAAUGACCUUGUUACAAUCUAGCGCUUGUUCUCUCAAUGUCUCUAGUGUUCUCUCGCUCUACUUCUCUAAAUAGAUCAAUUAGACCGCCAUAGUGGCAUGAGUUACAAGUCUGUAUUGCCAAAGUAAAUUAUAGAAAGGAAAUCAUACAAUAUCAAGCAGAACAUCAACAAUGUGGUUCCUAUAGUUAUGAAAAUAUAUUGUAUGUAGGAGGAUUUAGAUUAAUUGGGAAUUGAAUUGCAACAGUGGUUCUUUUCUUUCUGUGUGUCUGUAUCUCUCUUCAAUAAACUAUUCCCCUCCCACUU